GAUAAAACGAGUUUGCAUAAUUCACAGACAAAAAUCACGCGACUCCUUCCAAAAGGACAAAAUCAAUAGGACCAGCCAUAAGCUUCUUUUGAUGUUGAAUUUGGUCGCCAUGUUCAGGUAGUAAAUGCUAUGAUCAUUAUGUCAUUUUCAUGUAGUUCGUGCGAUCAGAAGUAGAAACUCUCGACCCUAGUUUAUCUCAUCUUAAAAGCAAUAACUCAGUUAUCAGUAUAGCUGCUUUAUACGGCUGCAUUGUCAGUUGGCUGCAAUACUCGCUAUUGUGGCGACAAAUGUUCGUCGGCGUUGAGGUUUUUUUUGUUCUACUUGAUGCUCUCUCGCUUUACCUUGAGAACAAAUUCACGGUGUUAUCGAUUUCCGCGAUUUUAGACCACGAGAUUUUAUAAGCAGCAGUUUUAUUUUCACUGAUGAACCAGGGCCGUAGCCAGGAAGAGACUACAACCGAGGCGAACACACGGUCCGUUGUACGAAAUCAGCCGUAUGAAAUCUUCUAAUAUUAUCAGUCUGAUAAAAAAAAUAAAAAUCGACAGUAUUUGGUAAAAUUUUACCGAGGCGAGUGCCUCGGUUCGCCUCGUACUGGCUACGGCGGUGUGAACACAUACCAAUUGUUACGUCUGUGCAAUGCAUAUAUGUUUAAGUCAAGGAUCCGAGGAGUCUCGAAAAAAAGGGAGGUGGAAAACCGGUUCUACAUGUCGGGUUCAUCACCAGCCGCUGGCGAACACAUGCACGACCGUGAUGGCGCAGGAUCGCGUGACGGGGUGGCCUGUACGUAAUCUGUAAGAUAUAUUUUGAAAUUUGAAAUGGCUCGCUUUAGGUUCAGAAUUUCAGUGUUAUCGACCUUCUGAACAGUCGAUAUCGAACUGCACAUCCGAAUAACAGUUACACACAUACCGUCUGAAAAAUGAAUUUUCCCCCGUUAGAAAAGAAGAAAGGAUAAUGUUCUACAAGUUGGAAAUCCAUUGGUGGUUUGGUCAUUUUUUUUCUUUGGUCGUAUGUAGUAUUUUUUUCUUAUCAGGAGCACCCAACGACUGUUUCCUCCUAAAUGCAUGCUAUUUAGGCUAUCCAGAGUACUUUUAGAUCUUUAGAAAUACAUUUUAACCGGCACUUAUUUAUAUCUGUUCGGUCAUCCUAGGGCAACUUGAGUCUUUUCGAAAUUGUCAGGGCUUCAGUAUUAUUUCCCGAAAAUUUUAGAUGUAAUUUAAAGUUUUACGAAAGUGAAAUUUCGCUGAUUCCUCUUUCCAUCAGAUUUUCGAUUCCGAAAAUUUUAGGAUAUUUUAUAGAAAACUGUCGUUGGGUGCCCCUGACUUAUGAACAGGCUUACAGUUUCAAUCUUGCAUGUUCAAUAGCAUUUUGAUUUUUACUAUACAUACUGUGAGAGACGAUCGAAAACCAAGAUGAAGUCUUUGUUUUAGAGGUUGAAACUAUGAGACGAAAAGGAUGAGUUUCUAGCUUUAGUGCACGCAGAAAAACGCCGUGCGACAGUGACAAAAACUGUGAAGGCUCGUCGAAGUGAAAAUACGACAAAAAAUUGAGAUUUAAAUAUUGUAGCCCUUAGAAACUGGGUUAUGUAAACUGUUUCCCUAGUGAACAACUUCAGUUAUUAUGCAUGUAUUAAAUUUUGCUUUCUGCCUUUUUGGAAAUGUCUAAAAUUUGACUGAGCUGACAUAACACAUAAGAGAUACCAUUGUUUUCUAAGUAUUGCUUUAACUGCCAAAUGUAGCCAAAGGCAAAUUUCGACUAGACUACUAUCCCUGAGGAAAAAUGGGGGACUACUCGUAGUCUAAAUUUCGACCAGAUUUCCAAAUUUCAUUGUAAAAUUUUGAAAAACAAAUAGUACAGCGUGAAAGUACUGUUGAAGAGCUUUCAUUUGAAUAGUCAUGUCAGAGGAUUUCGUCCGCAGACUCAAAAGUUAACGUUAGAGUCGCCUUACAAAACUCCAUCAAGCACUCUGGCAGUGAAAGGGUUAACUAACUAACAUUUUAUAAUUUUGAGGCAAGUGGCUACACCAUUAUCUUUUUCUGCCCGUCUUGAACAAAAGCAACUGUCAUUAUAUGUUUUUUUUAAGCUCAUAAUAAUCUGAAUAGUUCAUAACGAGGAAGUCUUCCGUCACGGUUCUACAGAACUUUGCCGCACGAAUUUUGACAUAUGAAAGAAAUACGAUCACGUUUGUCCUGCUCUACGUGAGCUCGAUACUUUACUACAAUACAAUAACAUUAUUUAAUGAGGAUGACGUUAAUCUUUUACAGUCUUCUAACUUACGGCCCUCUAUCACAAAAUAAGUUACAAAAAGAAUACAAGUUCUACACAUAAUAUUGAAAAAAUACAACAAGCACAAUAUUGAAGUGAAAUAUACUAUACACUAAAAAUACAACGAGUCCAUAAUAUUGCACGUUAAAAUAACAACAAAAUAGAUAAAGGAUGUUGGGCAUUUUCGGAAGCAUGCACGCAGAUUGGCCAUGUAAAUUCUGUUGCGGAAUUCUUUUAACCCCGCUCCGCUGGUUCAAACAAAUCAAGAGGACUGUAUCUUUCGAUGUAACAACACGAUUUAAUGCAAUCCAACAAUCUACUACGAUGUACAACUCUCACAUACUCAACGUUCGUAACACAACGAUCAACGUAACUAAACGAUCAACGAUCAACGAAUCGAUCAACUAAAACAUUCUAAGUAUACAGUGGUUUUUCUACUAUUCUUGCGUAAAGCAGUAUUUUUACAUUAAUCACAUGUACAGUAAAAGUUCCCAUUGUAAUGUGUCUAAAUUAAGUGUCUAUUACAAAAUCGCACGUUCUUUCACCUUAUAUAGCCUAAGAAAAUGCAUGCUGUUACAUCAUUUUAUAUCGUAAAUAUACUCGGACUUUGACUACAUUAUUGUGAAAUCUAAUGUCUCGAAAUCUAACUUCUUUGCGCUACAAAUGUCAAUUUCUGAUUAAUAUUUAAUCACAAAAUAAUAAAGUUAAGCAUCAACUAUUUCUUUCCCGACAAAAUCAAUGAAAUGGAAAAAAGUUUAAAUUGGAAUGAUAAACUUAAUAGAGAAGACGUCCCUUACCAAAUCCAACACUGUUUUGAAUGUAUUUUUAAGCUAUUUUUGAAAACUGUUUUUAACCUGUUUUGUGAAAUAGGUUUUAAAUAGGGUAAAAAGUGUAUUUUUAAUGUAUUUUUCGACUGCUUUUAAAGGUGUUUUAACCUGUUUAAAACGCUAUUAAAAAAGAAUUUUUAAAGUAUUUUAAAAUGCUUUUAAAAUAUAUAAAAAGUCCCAGGGCUUUUGCAAGGCUCAAAACAGGUCAAAAACAGUUUUUAAAUACCUUAUAAAUCGGAAUAAAAACAGGAUAAAAACAGUUUCAAAAACAUAUUUUAAUUUACUAUACUAUUUUAAAACUAUUUUUAAUGGCAAUUUUAAACGUAUUUGGAAAAAAACCGGUUUAAAAUAGGUACAAAAAUAUAUUUUUGAUAUAUUUUUCGACUGAUUUUAAAGGUGUUUUAACCUGUUUAAAACGCUAUUAAAAUGUUAUGCUUCAAAAUAUAUUUUAAUAGCUGUUUAAUCGGUUUCGAAAUUUAGUAAAAUACUCGUAUUUGCAAAUACAAUAAAAAUACUUUGAAAACAGUAUUAAAAUACCACAGAAGAAGAAAAGCAAUAGCACACAUAUAUUAUGAAUUAAAUACAUCAAAAAUAGGAUGCAAAAAUGCAAAAACAGUAUAAAAUUGUAAGAACAUAGCCUUAGAGUUGUCUGAAAACAGUAUAAAAAUCGGUCGAAAGAGCAUAAAAAUAGUACAAAAACAGGAUGGAUCGGAAAUACCAUUUAAAUUCAUGAAAUAAAAUGAAUACAAAACCGUCGAAAAUUACCCUGAAAAAGCAAGAUUUACCUCGGCGAAAUUUCGCCACACAGUCCUAGGCUAGGACUUCAAGAGAAUUAUCUCUUAGCCGAUUACUUUACGUUGAUUUCCCUAAGAAUUCUCGGGAAAUUCUUAUGGAAUUUUUCAGAAAUGCUCAAAUCAAUCUUUAGCCUGUGUACAGACCCCUUCCCUCAAUAAAACUCGGAGGGGGGGGGGGGUAUGUACACAGGCUAUCAACCUUUUGCUUCAAAAGGGUAUAACGUUACUGACGUUACCGGUAAAUAUUAAUCUACAUGCAUGUAACUUACAUUGUUUAUUAUAUUCACGGCUUUACUCAAAUAUCAUCAGAAGCUUAAUGCAGGCUACGCCUGAACAUUAAUUAGUGGCUGAUAAAGAACAGCAUACGAAUAAAUUUACGCGAGAAUGAAAGAGGCCGGUGACGUGACAUCAAGUGACUGAGAUCAUUUAUACAAAACAGCGAGUCUCUGCAAGGAAUCCUGUAAAAAGUAAAAUUGCCGUACGGGCGCGACUAUAUAAAUGUUUACUACCCUUCAUUUGUUUCUCAUAUGGCGUAUAUCUAAGCGUCUUAGUAACAUUGUAUAUUUAAUACUUACAAUUAGACUCUUGGACUCUUCUCCUGAACCAGAACCUUUCAAUCGAUUUCAAAGUACAUAACAGUCGCUGAGGAGUGAUAACCAUUUUUGAUUCGUGAUAAAAGCAACAUCUACGUGUUCCGACAAUCCGCAGAGUUGGAGUGUACUUUUGUAAGAUCGUAACAAACAGUAAAAUCAAGCGCAUUUAAGCUCACAGCAACCGCCCGGGAGCAACCGCCGGUUCAAUAAUUUGAAAUGAGCAAAGGACAAAGGACGGUUUGCUUAUCACGUGCAUUUGUCACAUCACCGCGGCGCGAAGUCGUGAUUUCAGUCGCGCGUGACAUCUCAAAAAUAAUAUGCCAUGUAUGUGCGGAAUAGUCUAUGAGAGAAAGAUAACCAUAUGUCGGAGUUUAUUCAGAUCUGAGCGUUGUUUCUUAGUGCAAUAUAUACGAGGUGAGAUCUUAGCUUGGAUAGUUUGUUUUAAUUAUUAUGAAAUUUCAAGGACUUAUUUUAGACAAAUCUCAAUUGACCGCGUACAUCCGGUUCACGGCCCGCGGCUUCGGCUGUUUGCGAAAAAUUUCUACAUGAAAAUUAAAAUGUGAUUUUAAGAAUUUUCUUUUAAAAAAACUUAUGGAAUGUCCCGUAGCUGCAUUAAAUGAAUCACGGCUAAAAUCUAGGCGGAGAUUUUCGCAGAGAGCUUGCAGGUAAUGAACAUUGAGGAACGGAUUGAUCCUUUAUCGGCACACUGUCACAGUUACGUGUUGUCAGUCAAAGCUAAAAUCUAUUCCUAAUUUUCUUCUCUUUUUUCAAUUUCUUUUUGAUUUGCUGGGAGAUUUAAUUUUUGGCUCCGCCUCGAGCUUUAUUGAGAGAAGAAUCCGGUCCACAACAUGACAGCUUGUUUUGAGUCAUUUAUGAGUUCGUGACACGAUGAAGGCUUAAAAAUUAACUUUGUGCAAUUGUUACUUUUAUAGUCUGAGUAUAAGUAUCCCAAAAUACAUUACAAUAUUGCACCUCAAUAAUAAUAAGUAAUAAGUACCCUAUUUUAAAGUAUUUAAAAUAAGGUCAGCAUUUGAUGUCUUUCAGCAGACUUUAAAUAUUUUAUGUACAAUCUGUUUUUAUAGUCAGAGUGUUGUGUGCCCAAAAUACAAUUCAAAUAGACCUCAAAACAGUACCCUAUUUAAAAGUAUUUGAAAUGCGGUCAGUAGUUAAGGACUUAAAACAUAUUUCAAAUAAUCUAUUUGAACUCUGUUUGUAACUUUGUGAGUGGAUGCGUCUCAAAAUACAUUUUCGAUACAACUCAAAACAGUGUUAAAGCACCCUAUUUAAAAGUAUUUAAAAAACAGUCGCAUUUAAGCCCUUAAAACAUAUUUCAAAUAGUCUAUUUGAACUCUGUUUGUAACAGUGUUAGUGGUUCUAUGCCCAAAAUACAUUUGAAAUACCCUAUUUUAAUCAUAUUUAUUUAACAAAAUACAUUGUAAAUUGAUGAGAGAGGUUUUCCUUUUGAUGAAAUAUAAUUUAACUACACUUAAGAUAUAUUCCAAACAGGGGCGAAAAUUUAAAGUUUUUUGUCAAAUAGGAUUAAAAUACAGGAAAAUAGUAUUCAAAUACUGAAAAUACAUUUUAAACACUUUAAAAUCAGUUUCAAAGACUCCAUAGAGGCCGCGCGUUAGAGCCCCAGAUUACGUAAUAUAUGGGAGGAGAGGAUAGAAUUAAGAAAUCUGGAUGUCGGCAGAGAAAAAGCAGUACAGGACUCUUUUAGGUCAAAACUAAGGACAAUGAAAAGAAUGACAGACUUGUUUAUCCCUGUUUAUCCCUGUUUAGGACAGAGAGGGCAAAAACCAUACCUUGUCCAGCGGCACAUCCCCAUAUAGGCCAUAUGAGGAAGUACACCCCCGGGGAGAAGGCGGCCUACGUGAAAAAAGGCUUGUUCUUUUUAACUCAUUUUAGCGUUAAUAUUAAUGGAGUAACACUCUCACUUUGAGAGGUAAAGAAAGCUCACUGAAGUAACCUUUGUUUUUUGCAGCCAGUCGUGAGCAGAACCAUCUUGUUUCGAAGCCUUGCCGAGUUAUCCUGAAACUCUUGCAUCAAAUCCCACCAUGGGAGAUAACAGUAACGUGGGAAGGUAAUAUGGCCUACUGUUUUGUUAAACUAGAUCUGUUACAUGACUGAGCAGCCCUAUUUAAACACUCUAAAUUGUAUAGAGUAAGUGUACCACAGCUGGGAAGCUCAAAUUCCGAGGAAACCUCCACUUUUGUCCAGGGUUGGAAGUUGUAGCAAAAAUUGGCUUGUAAGUCAGCUGCUAUUCAGUUUAGCAAAAAAUGAAUGAAAUUAACUGCAUGUAGAAAUGUAUUACAAAAAUCGCAAAUAUAUCAAGAAUAACAAAUUCACAGCAAAAGCUGGGGCAAAGAAGGCUGUCAGUUGUAUAACAAAAAUCGCAAAAAUUCAUUCAAGAAUAUUAAGUUUAGAAAUUAAGAGUCUUAGUGACAUUCAACGAUAAUGGCAUUUUAAUUUUGCUUCAUUUCAGUUGUUGCUGUAGCCAUCGUUUUAGUCCCUGUGUUCUUUGGACUUCGUUUUGCAGCUGGUUUGUUCAUGUUCUUGAAAGAUUCUUUGGCUGGUUUGGUGAAGGAAUCGCGAAACAUCCGCUGCUUACCAUCCCACUGUGUCUAGUGUUCGUAAGCAUAUGCUCUGUCGGGUUUGCUUGGAUGAAAGUUGAAAACAGGACAGAAAAACUCUUUAUUCCACAAAACAGCAAAGCCAUGGAGGAUUUAAACGCCGCUGAGAAGUAUUUUCCAGUUCGAUUUCGUGAAGAGAUCGUUCUCUUGGUAGCAUCUUCAGAUCCUCCUAACGUUAUUAAUCGUGUUUGUCUGGAGCAGGCCUUAGAAGUUCACCAAGCAGUCGUGGAAUUAAAGUCGUAUUCAGAAUUGUGCCUGACCUUAUCCGGUGUCGGCGCCAAAAAUCCCAAGGAAUGCAUGAUGAUUAACCCUUUGGAGAUUUUCCAGUUUGAUAAAGGAAAUCUAAACCGCACGGAUUCGCAACUUCAAGAAAAAGUCUCUAAAGAGUACACGAACACGAUGAAUCCUCAAGGAAUGUUUGUCAUGCGCAAUGGACGAUCCUUUCGCUACAACUUCGAGCAAAUGUUUGGUAAAGUAGAAAAAGAAGGAGAAAACAUAACAGGCGCACAAGCGCUGCAAAUGGUCUAUUAUGUGCGUGAUCCAAGCGACAAAGAUUCGAACGCUAAAAUUCUCGAAUGGGAGAAAACUUUCGUGGACAAAAUCCAAUCGUUGGUGGGCAAACGUUCCUGCUUUGCAGUCCAUUUCUCAAGCGAACGAAGCCUAGACGACGCUAUUGCGGAAAGCAGUGGCUCUGAUGUCACCUUGGUAUCAAUCACUUUUACCUUAAUGAUCACCUUCGCCUGUGUGAUGUUAGGAAAGUUUAUGAAUCCAUUGACGGGGCAUUCAUUACUAGCUAACGCGGGCGUAUUUGCAGUGGCCCUCGGGAUCUUAGCUGGGUUUGGCUUGGCCAUGUGGUGCCGAGUUCCAUUUGUCAGUUUGGUGGGAGUGCUACCUUUCUUGAUUCUUGGAAUUGGAAUAGACGACAUGUUUAUUCUGGUGGACGAACUUGAUCGACAGCAACGCAGCAUGACAGUUGUUGAAACAGUUAAGGAAGUCUUGUCACGCUCAGGUGCCACUAUCACGAUGACAACGUUGACCGAUUUGGUGGCGUUUGCUGUCAGCACGUCUACCUCCUUUCCAGCUAUCAGGUGAUGUGCAAAAUACUCCUUGUAUAUAACCAUUAGGGUGCUAACCAAAUGUAACAGAUAGGGCUCUGAAGGUAGGUAAGGGCAAGACGGCCUUAGCAACAGUGAUAAAUGGUAAAUGUAUCCUGUGUGGUGGGAGACGCCGCUUCCAAGAGAGUGGAAAAAGAGGGCGGUCAACCUCCUUUCUUCCUUUAACGACAACUGUAGUCAAAGGAAGUUUCCAAACAAUCUCUUACUACUACUUGAUUCUCGCGAUGAAGAUGAUUUCCAAAACAUCCACCGCGCAACAGUUGAAUGGUCGUUUAAUACUGAUGAAACAAGUCAAGACCCGCGGUGGCUCGUAGGGACAAAUCACUUUCCAGAAUCCAAAAAACACCCCAGAAUUUGGAUUCUGAGACAUGAUUUGGAUUCACUGGGGCGUGUUUUGGGGGUUCUGGGUAGUGUUUAUGGAUUGUGGGAAUUGUUUGAGAUUCUGCGUGGACAGAGUUUUCUCCCUGCAAGCCACCGGCUAUAAAGCCUUGCUCUGGAUCAACAUUGUCUGAAGAGCGAUUCUCUGAUCUCGCAGUGAUUGCCAUGCGCUACUCCGAGAGAUUUGAAGUGCUUAAGUAGAAAAGCAACAAACACCUAAUGUUGGUCGGCACUGCACUCUUAGUCCUUAUACAUGAAAGUUCGGGAUCAAAUUCCUCUGAAUUCAAAACGAAGAAAUUCUACAAAUGCAGAUUUGAAAACAAGUCUUUUUGGUAAAACAUGAUGUAUCAUAUAUUGUGUUUACCCUAGGCAUUUACAAUAAGAAGGACAAGGCAAAUGGCUCAUUAACACCUCUUGUUUGCUUAUUUUUUAGGUAUUUUUGCGUGUAUGCUGCCUUAACUGUGACCUUUUCAUACUUAAUGAUUGUCACAUAUUUUGUGGCCAUCAUGUCAUACGACGUAAAAAGGAUUAAAGCAGGUCGACGGGACUGUUUACCGUUCUGCCGCGCGCCACCGCCAAGGGAAAACGCCCCGGCCUGGGAUGAGCCUCGUCUUCAAACCUCUAACAAGCUUAUGGAGGCCUGGGCCCGAUUUCUUACCUUAUCCGUGGUCAAAGUCGUUGUGACAGUCUUCUCCUGGUGCUUUCUAGCGGCCGGGAUAUAUGGUGUUACAAAGGUGGAUGAAAGUUUUGACAGAAGAAUUUUGGCGAAGGAUGAUUCUUACCUCAAGAAAUUUUUAUCUACUCAAGAAGAGUACUUUGAGCUGUCCAUUCCUGUGAGUAUUGUCGAGACUGGAAACAUCGAUUAUGGAAAAAGAUCUGUCCAGGAAGAAUUGAGAAGUCUGUCCAAAAUUGUGACCUCUAACAAGUAUUAUGAAAACAGAACUUUGUCCUGGAUUGAAGGGUUUUCCCAGUAUGCCCUGCACAAGAAUAAAAAUAUCCUCGGGUCAAACUUUACGCCGGAGUUGUUGUCGUUUCUUGAUAUAUAUUCAAAUUUUAAACAAGACGUGAAGUUUUCCUUAGACAAUAAAAGUGUCGAAGUCUGUCGAAUUAUGGGUUUCAUGAAAACCUCGACCAGCUCUUCUUUUCAGAAAAAUGCCAUGCUAACGCUUCGAGAAGAUCUCCAAACAGGUACAUUGAAAAACCUUGCAGCAUUCACCAUCGCUCGACCCUUCAUUUUCUUUGAGCAGUACGCAAUCACGUCAAGGGAAACCGUAAGGAACCUUUUAAUCGCGGCCUUAGCUGUACUGAUUGUUACAAGCCCCUUUCUAGUGGAGUGUACUGUUACGCUCCUAGUGGUGCUAAACUUUGCUGCCCUGAUAUGUGAGCUGUUUGGAUUGAUGGUGAUCUGGGGCGUAUCUCUGAACUCUGUAUCCAUGAUCAAUCUUGUCAUGGCCAUAGGAUUCGCGGUUGACUACAGCGCUCAUAUUGCACAUGCGUACGUGAUGUCAGACAAGGACACAGCUAAUGAACGUGUUGUCGAAGCUCUGAGCACGCUCGGCGCCAGCGUUUUGAUGGGAGGUGAGUUUAUUCAACAUAAGUUUAUAGAGAACAACCGUUUUGUCGUCAUUUUUCCCUCCUUUUUCCCCAGAGGAUAGGCGUUGUUCAUGAAUAAAAAAGUCUUAAUCUAGUAGACUUUUCUCAUCUGCAUUAUGGUAAAAGAAUGAAAUGGGUUCUGUGAAACCGUGGGUUGCCAUCGAAGUUACGAAUCCUUCUUGAUGAAAACACGAGAAUAAGUGUAGAUUGCGGAGCAGGCAUUCCUAUGCAUGAUCGGGAUAUUCUAAAGAUUAAAGCAAGUAAAUCGAAUGAUUCAAAUGACUGGUCACUUUUUAAAAAACAACGCAAUAUAGUAAAUAGCGAAAGCAAGCCUAUUAUCAAAAUAGUUUAAACAAGUAUGCGGGCGAUUCUGAAAAGACCUGGCAGACUAUCAAUGAACUUACUUCGCGAAAAUCUGGGAAAAAAUCGGCGACAUCUCUGAAAGUAAAUGAAGUAUCAAUAACAAAUCCAACUGUACUGUCGAACCAAUUUAAUAAUCACUUUGCUACUAUCGGUCCAGAACUUGCUAGCAAUAUUGAUUCCUCAAAUAGUGAUGGUUAUCAAAAGUACCUCACUGGCACAGAUAAACGGUUUCAGCUCCAUCCGACCAGUACAAAUAAAGUUCUCUCACUUUUGAAUCGUCUAAAUAAGUCAAAGGCGGCUGGCCUUGACAAGAUAUCUGCUAGGCUCAUUCGGGAAUGUGCAGAUCUCAUUUGCAUUCCUGUCCGUGAUAUUUUUAACCAGUCAAUAAGUCAAGGCAUAUUUCCGGAUGACUGGAAAUGCGCAAAGGUCGCCCCACUUUUUAAACAAGGCGAUCGGAACGACUUAAAUAAUUAUCGUCCAAUUUCGGUGAUCUCAGUUAUGGCCAAGGUUUUUGAAAGAAUCGUCUAUGAUCAAUUAUAUGCCUACCUAGAAGAGCAUAAUAUAAUCUGUAAAUAUCAAUCAGGCUUUCGCGCUAUUCACUCAACUGUCACGGCUCUUCUUGAGGCCACGGACACGUGGGCGUACAAUAUUGACCGCGGUAAAAUCAACGCCGUUGUUUUCUUAGAUCUCAAAAAGGCCUUCGACACAGUUGACCAUGAGAUCCUUUUAUCAAAAUUAAGCAAUUACGGCAUAUAUGGUACAGUGCACCAAUGGUUUAAGUCAUAUUUAGAGAAUCGUACUCAAAUGUGCUCCAUCAAUGGAUCACUCUCUCAAAGCUGUUUAUUAAGUUGUGGUGUUCCCCAGGGGACGAUUUUAGGUCCAUUACUAUUUCUGUUAUACAUCAACGAUCUUCCAAACUGUCUUUCAAAUUGUGAGCCGAGGAUGUACGCUGAUGACACCCACCUUACAUACGCAGGUGAUAAUGCAGACAAUAUUCAGUUGAAUCUAAAUCAAGAUUUAGAAAAUGUUCACAAUUGGCUGAGAGCAAACAAACUUACUCUAAAUAUGACUAAAACCGAAUUUAUGCUUAUCGGAUCUACGCAGAGGCUAAGUACUCUCACAGAGUCCCCGACAUUUGCAAUUAAUGAUUUUCAAGUUAGCCAGGUCACUACUGCAAAAUCACUUGGAGUGACCAUCGAUGACAGACUUGAUUGGAGUGGCCAUAUCGAGAAAGUAACAAAGAAAGUCGCUUCUGGUAUUGGGGCCAUAAAACGAAUAAGGCACCUUGUUAUAUUCCUAGACUUUCACUCAACUAAACAGGGACUGCCAUUGGUUGAUUCUUGGUCACGUGGCCUUGACUAAAAUCAAAUGUAUCCCGAUCGUGAUACAUUAAACAAUGUAUCCCGCUCGGGAUACAUUGCAGCACGUGAUUAAAGCAUGGUGGAAAGUGGUGUGACAGAAGGCGGGAAAAACACCGCCAGGUCCUGCCGGUUUUCUUUUUCGUGAAUGAACACAACAACACAAACACGAAGCCUCAAGCUAAAAAGCAACGAUUUUUAAAAUUAUCCCAGAAGUUCCUAGAAGAAAAACAGCAGCUAGUGGAGGAAAAAGAUGCAGAUAAUAUGAGGAAAGUACUUUUGUUUGUAAAUCAUUCAUUCAGUGGUUUUGAGAAUUAAAAUUUGUGUUGUUAUAAGUACCGAGUCGACUGUUUUGGUUCACUCCGGUUAUUCUUUUGUUGCCGUUGAAGUGAAAGUCUAGAAAUAUAACAAAACACUUAACGUCAGGUCCCUCGGGAAACCAGUUAGUUUUGUUUUCCCUCGAGUCCUGAUGUUUCCCUGGACUUCGUCUCGGGAAACAUCAGGACUCUUGGGAAAACAAAACUAACUGUUUCCCUCGGGAUCAGACAUUAAGUGUAUAUUGUCCCUCAGGCGACCUUACAACUAAUAUAUCAAGCUUUAAUACAGCCACACUUUGAUUAUUGCAACAUUGUUUGGGGAAACUGUGGGAUAACCUUACGGAAUAAGGUUCAAAAGCUACAAAACAGAGCAGCUCGUGUUCUGACCUACUCAAGCUAUGACGUAGAUGCUGGUCACCUUUUCAAACUUCUAGAGUGGAAAAACCUAGCUUGCCAGCAAUAAUUUCAAAGAGCUACGAUGGUUUACAGGUCUCUGCAAGGGUUGGCUUCAAACUAUCUUAGUUCUAAAUUUGAAAGGCAAGAAGUCGCAUAUAACCUAAGGGACUCUGAAAAUAAACUCAAUGUUCCAUUACCGCGCACAAACUAUUACAAAAACAGCUUCAGCUAUAGUGGCGCCAUUCUCUGGAACAGUCUUCCUUGUAACUUAAGGGAAGCAGAGUCCCUUGGGCAAUUUAAACGAAUACUCAAAGAACUGUAAGGCACGGCAUUCGUGGAAAGCAGCUUAAUUAUUUAAUUUUGUUCUUUUAUUAUAUUAGUAUUAGGCAUUUUUAAAGCUGACGAAUUUUGUCCCGUGGAUAAAUAAAGAUUAUCUAUCUAUCUAUCUAAACGAUAAAUAGCGCCCCCUUUCCUAACGUUUUUUUCUCUUGGCCCAGAUUUCGAGCUUAGUUUGUACAGGCUCGCUUGUUGAAUAAGCGAGAAAGUCGCCAGUACGCGCGUGCCGAAAGGGGAAAGGGCUUGAAUGCUUUUAGGGGAACCGACUCUUCCUUUGAAAAGAACAAAAAAAUUUUCUUGUUUUCCUUUGUGUGUUGUCAGUGUGGGGUUGUGUGUUUUGCAUUCAUGCAGGAAUACCUAAAACAUUUUUCCUUUUUUUAAUUUCUGUCUUAGCCAAGCAAAAUGCAACUUGGACGGAACGUUUACGACUCGCGCACUUGGCGUUUAGUCGGUAGUCCCUGUUGUCAAACUUCCUCUCCGGAUCCCUGGAUGGAUUUCAGCGUGAUACCUUUUUGCCAAAAUCGUGCACUACAUUGUGAAAAUAGUCAGCUUUGACAGCAGAAUUUCUAUGAGCAGUUUUAACAAUUGAAAUAAUUUUAAUAGGGAGACAAUAUCACCAGUGCCAAAAUGAUACUAGCUGAAUUCUUUUCGCUUUAUUAUUUAUCAAAGGCCCAUCACCCGGAACUUCCGUCCAAUGCUUAGACUGUGUUUUAGACUGAAGUAUACUUUUAGAUUUCUUUUCACAUGAGCGAAAUUAACCGUGCUCACAAACUCUUGCUAGGCUCUUGGCUGAUCUUAUCAUUAUCAUUUCGUUCACUUCAUGUCCUUCAUUCAUCAUUUCAUUCGUUCAUUCGGGCAUCCAUCCAUCCAUCCAUCCAUUCAUUCGUUCUUUCGUUCGUUCGUCCAUUCAUUCAUUCUUUUCAUUCAUCAUUUUAUUCAUGGUAUUAUUCAUUCAUCAUUUUUUUAAUCAUUCAUUCUAAUUCCUUUCAGGUUUUAGUACUUUUCUUGGCAUGGUAGUUCUGGCCUUUGCCGCUUCCGAGAUUUUCCGGAUAUUUUUUAAAAUGUUCCUUGGUAUCGUCGUGUUCGGCCUUCUUCACGGACUGUGCAUACUACCAGUAUAUCUCUCUUUAUUCGACUGCAAAUCUGCUAUAACGAAGCCUAUCUCGGCUGUUCACGUGAGCGACGAGUACCAUUCUGAAAAUGACGCUGUCGUUGAUAGAUUACAACUCGACGGCAAAGGAAGAAAUGAAAAAGUGAGUACAGAUGGUGAUUUGAGAAGUGCCUCUUCGAAUGAGGGCUUUGAACUGCACGAGCAGCGGCCUUUGAACGAAAGCACUGAUGAUUACUACCGAUCUAAAGACGAUGCCACUGAUUAUAUGAUGAACGAACAACACGGUGGGGAUGAAGGGGCCAUAAAGGCAACCACAGAGGGUGAUUUGAGGAGUGCCUCAUCGAAUGAGGGUUUUGAACUGAACGACCAGUCUCGGCCUUUGGACAGAACCGUUGUAGUUAAGCAGACACACCAAGAAAACAAUGAGAGUAAAGUCCACAAUGAAGUACAUGACAUGGAAAAGGAGGACAUUGAAGUUGAAAGGAACGAUCCUACAGAGGUUCCGCAGAAAUCCAACGCUGAAGAAAGUGGAAGAGAGCGUUUCCUUACAAUACAAGCUAGCGAACAUGGACAAGAAGAGGGCGGAAAUUCAAAUUCGAAGAGAUAUGCCGAACAAGAUACUCCCCUUACGUUAAAUGAGCAAAACAUUGCAUCGGAUGACUCAACAAAAUUUUAGAUUAGUAGCCCGGCUUAGAACUAGUAUGAAUAGUAGUGUAGUAUAAACAUACAAACAUAGAUGUUAUAUAAUAUAAUAUAAAUAAUAUGGAAAUGAAUUAUGGGUAGCAUCAGUCUUUUGGAGGAGUCUCUGUGAAUUAAAUUACAAACACAGGAUACUAUGGCUAAGUCAGCUUCUCUUCAAGUGGUCGAAGUCAGUACCACGUAGCCGUUGCGAAAUUAUUUCGCAACUUUUCCUAGUUAUGUUUCUCAACAAGCUAGAUCAUAUAAUUAGUUUGUAAAUUAAGCCUAAUAACUACAUGACAGUUUCACGCUCGUGAUUUAGCGUUUACAGCACCUUGUAGUGCACCUAGUAGUAGAGUCGAUAUGCGACAACGAAUUUUUAAUAUGGCAACAAUGUUAGAACAAUGUUGUGACAGUUCGAAGUAAUAUAGCAACAAUGUUUCAGCGACGUGUUGCGCUGAAAAUUGUCGCGCGGAUCAUCCCGUGUAACAUUGCCUUUACUUGCAAGAUCGCUGUUACUCAUUAACAGGAGUAACUUUUGAUGGAAUUUAGUUUAUAGUACCUGAGAUAGUCAAAAAAUUAAUUCUUAGUGUCCGGAAUGUUCAAUUAUCCUGGCAAUCGUAGCGUUCCGAUGAAACGGCCAGUCUCAUAAACGUCACUUGUAAAUACAGAAAGCUUAGAUCGGACUCGAUAGUUGCAACUAAUACAUUGUUCAGAUCUCUUUCGUUUUGGUGGUUGCUGAAAACUAAACAUUUUUAGCAACUUGUGAUUUACAUGGAAAGACUUUGAAUUAAACUAAAAAAAAGCAGAGUUAAUGAACAACACUGUCUUUGCGUUCUCUUUCCGGGCCGUUAAAAUAAGCUCCAAAAAAAACUAAAUUUAAUGUAUGGUGAGCCAGGGAAUGUGGGGGGCACUUGGACUGCGAAUUCGAAAAUGCUGUUUUGUUCGAUUUUCCAAGAGCUGAUUAGAACGAAUUAAGGUGGUGAACGCUUUUGAUUUAGGGAUCUCGUAACUGAAAUGUAGUGAAUUAAACGGGAGUAGGAGAAAAGAAAUUACAUUGCUUGCAGUCUACGUGAUGGUGACACUUUGCCAUUGCGGAGCAAGUGGGAUAGUUUAUUCUGGGUUUUCUCAUGACGUCAC
Molecule: messenger RNA, 15894 nt
Organism: Porites lobata
Lineage: Eukaryota; Metazoa; Cnidaria; Anthozoa; Scleractinia; Poritidae
Source: the annotation of a GenBank genome assembly